GCAGACGCAACAUGAAUAUUCAAUGAGUUCCUUGCUGUUACAGUGCAAAUAAAGCGAGAUAACGGGCCGUGGGCAGCGGGCUAAAACUUUUUAUUCUGACAUAUCAGAGCAAUGACUUUUGUGUAAUUAUAAACCUGGGACACGGAUCCCAGCGAAGGAAUAGGGUCUGUGCUGGAAGAAGAGAGAGAAGCGCUGAUUUUUUGGGUGUGGAAAACCGGACGGCGCAUUCAGUUUGCCCUUUCCAAAAGUAACAGUGGAAGAGUGAAAGUUACAGUAACAACAUGAGCUUGCUGUCUGCUAUAGACACCAGUACCUCAGUGUACCAGCCUGCACAGCUUCUCAACUGGGUUUACCUUUCUUUACAAGACACGCAUCAGACGAGUGCCUUCGAUGCCUUCCGACCCGAGCCCAACUCUUCCCACCCGGACCUGAACUACAGCAAAACUCCUGCCAAUGACCUGAGCUCCUCUCUCAACUCCAACUAUCUCAACAACUUCUUUCAGCUACAGAGGAAUGAGGCCCUGAAUAAUGGUUUAUACAAAAGUGUGUCACCGUACGGCUCUCUUAAUAACAUAGUGGACGGGCUGAACUCUCUAACGGACCACUUCUCCGACCUCUCCCUGUCCUCUGAGCCACGCAAGCCCAGCAAGAGACCUCCACCAAACUACCUGUGCCAUCUCUGCUUCAACAAGGGACACUAUAUCAAAGACUGCCCGCAGGCAAGACCCAAAGGUGAAGGACUGACUCCAUACCAAGGCAAGAAGAGGUGCUUUGGUGAAUACAAGUGCCCUAAGUGCAAGAGGAAGUGGAUGAGUGGGAACUCCUGGGCCAACAUGGGACAGGAAUGCAUCAAAUGCCAUAUCAAUGUUUAUCCUCAUAAACAGCGUCCUUUAGAGAAACCCGACGGCCUGGACGUUUCCGACCAGAGCAAGGAACACCCGCAGCAUCUGUGCGAGAAGUGCAAAGUCCUGGGCUACUACUGCCGCCGUGUGCAAUAAGGAGGAUCCCGAGGUCGUCCCCACCCUUUCCCAUCGCUUCGCCUACCAAGCGCUCCAAGAAAAAGUAAAAAGAGCCAAAAUAUUCAUGUAAAUAUCUCUAAUGCUAGUAACGGCUUUGUGUAUCAGCAGCAUGCGACGCAUUUAUUGUGUAUAAUGGACAAUUGAAUAUGUUUGGGACAGUAUUUCUAUCCGUACGGGACGCAGUGGAUUACCUCACCAUUGCGUCCCCUGAUUGUGUGUUUACAGACUCUCCCUUCAUUCUCCCUGCCAAGUGAACUAUGAGGAUGUGCCGAGCACUAAAGGUGUCACGUUAGUUUGCUCAAACAAGGGCCCAGUGUGCCUUUGCAGAGUUUUUGGGUCAAUAGCACAUCAUAUUAACUGUGAAUUAACAGAGGGACAAUGGACUUUCCAUCCCUUGCUUUUGUGUCACAUAUUUAUUUAUGUUUGUGUAUCGUUUCGUAGUGCAAUUGAAUGAACUAAACUGGGAUAAUUUCAUCUGUGUUUAUAUCUGGACAGGUAUUGUCUAACCCCACCUCUUGCCAUUAGAAACUACUGUAGAAUAGAACUUUCUAAUGCUUCGGAUUAGCGCGUCAGGUAGUUUAUAUCUUUCAUGUACGUGUAUGAAUUGCCAAAUGCGAGAUGUUUUUGUCAAGUUGGUUAAAUGCACCCUUGGAGGCAUUUGAAUCGAGUUGUUGGCAACUAUGCAAAACCAUUGCAGCUUAUGCAGAGUCAUCAGCUGCUUACAUUGUUGCACAGUCGAAUGAAGUGUGUGGAUGAUCGAAACAAAGCCAUGGCUAGCUGACCGUCACCGUCCUUUGAAAUGUGAUUACCUAUGUUGUCAAUUGCUGCCAGAGAACUGCUUCAAACAUCUUAGAAACCCAUGCAAAGCUGAAGUGUUUUGGUACAGGGGUCAAAAUGUGAGCUUUUCAGUCCAUGUGCUAACAUUUACAAACAUAACGCCUGCUCUUCGCUGAGAUAUUUGCCUCAGGAUAAAGAGUGUGUUUGAAUGACACAUCUCAGAUGAAAUAGUGUGCAUCUGUCUUAUAUAAACACCGCUCUAGAAAAUGUCAUUAAUUCAUUUCAAUAUUAUGCAACAGAUUUAUUUUUAAA
Sinocyclocheilus anshuiensis is the source of this 2108-nucleotide messenger RNA. RefSeq names its product zinc finger CCHC domain-containing protein 24-like. The coding region runs from base 282 to 998 and encodes 238 amino acids. The record is from RefSeq and is a predicted model, not a curated record. The transcript has 4 exons. Lineage: Eukaryota; Metazoa; Chordata; Actinopteri; Cypriniformes; Cyprinidae. Gene Ontology annotation, molecular function: nucleic acid binding; zinc ion binding.